CCUCAACAGGCCAUGAUCUCAUAUCAUCCUCACUUUCCUAUACGAGCCGUCCCAACGUGAAGAUAACGCGGCCAUGGAUACAGAGCACAGUAUAAGCCACUCACCACGCGAUCGCGAUCACAAUCCGCCCUCUGAAUCCAGCGCCCGUUCCGCCGCUCCAGACACGGAACCCGAUGACUACCAGGCCAACAGUAAAGCCAGAGGGAAAUUUCGCUUCAAGUCUUCCAAGUCGAAAUCCAGCUCUAAAUCCUCGCGAAAUGAAUCCCACCGGCAUAGUCACAGACACAGACGCCGGCACAAUGAGGAGGACUACCGCGGCCACCGACGACACAAACGCCACAGAACCACAACCCCCCGUUCGCCCUCACCCGGCACUGUCCCGUCCUACCCAGGUGCCCCCUUGUCUCCCAACACGGCCUUUCGUGAAUCUCUUUUCGACGCGCUAGGCGACGACGAAGGCGCCGCGUUCUGGGAAUCUGUUUACGGACAAUCUAUACAUUCAUUCACUCCUCCACCGGUGGGCGAUGGUGAUGGACGGGGUGUACUCGAGCAAAUGGAUGAAGAGGAAUACGCGGCGUACAUACGGGCUGAGAUGUGGAAACGCACGAGGGAGGGGAUGCUUGAAGAGCAGGAGCGCAUCCGCGCGGAGAAGAAGGCGCGUGUACGUGCUGAGAAGGCCGCUGAGGAAGAAGAGGAGAGAAGAAGGUUCGAGAGGGCAAUGGAAGACAGUCUAAGGCGGGGAAUGGAGAGGAAGAGAGCGAAAGAGGUUUGGAGAGUGGCUUGGGAGAAUUAUAUUAGAUCUUGGGAGGAGAUCGAGGAGGCGAGGAGGAAAGGUGACAGCACGGAUGAAGGCAAAACGGUGCGGAAUCUACUCUUUUGGCCCGUGGAGUCUGGAAAGAGGAGGGAUGUCAGCAAAGAAAAUGUGGAGGAGUUUAUGAGACGGGCUCCUCGUCAUCCGCAGUCAUCUGGUUCUCGCUCUGGUGCUGGUAAUGGCACUGCACCUGAGGAUACGCUGCUAUAUACUCUCAAGGCAGAGCGCGUUCGGUGGCAUCCGGACAAGAUCCAGCAUAGGUAUGGUGCAAUGGGAAUUGAUGAGCCCGUUAUGCGGAGCGUUACGGAGGUCUUUCAGAUUAUUGACCACAUGUGGAACGAGCUUAAGAAGUAA
Molecule: messenger RNA, 1165 nt
Organism: Aspergillus nidulans FGSC A4
Lineage: Eukaryota; Fungi; Ascomycota; Eurotiomycetes; Eurotiales; Aspergillaceae
Exons: 1
Coding region: 74-1165 (363 amino acids)
Biological process (GO): regulation of gene expression; negative regulation of canonical NF-kappaB signal transduction
Source: RefSeq, a predicted model, not a curated record